GUGCGAAGCCUUAAAAUGCAGCUUCCCCCUCGACGAUUGAUCCUUUAAUCGUGAAACGCAACCGGACUUAGAAACGCCAGAUGCCUCGACCUUGACCUCUGCGCGACACACGGCUUUGUAAUGUCCGGAAUAUUGCUGAUGAUUUCAUGACCCCGUAUGUAGCCAUUGAAGCAAUUAUUUUUUUAAAUAUCACAGCGUAAUUGGGCUGUUUUGGGGGGUUGUCAUGUGGGUGUUUGGCUACGGAUCGCUAAUUUGGAAGGUGGACUUUCCCUACGAGGAGAAGCGAAUCGGUUACGUUAAUGGCUUCAGUCGUCGCUUUUGGCAAGGCAGCACAGACCACCGCGGAGUGCCGGGGAAGCCGGGUCGCGUGGUGACACUGGUGGAGGACCCUGAGGGUCGUGUUUGGGGAGUGGCAUACAAGCUCCCCACGGGCCGGGAGCAGGAAGUGAAGCGCCAACUAGACCACCGGGAAAAGGGCGGCUACCGCGUGAUGGCUGUGGCUUUCAACCCGCGACCGCCACUGACACCGCCACCUUGCCAGACCCUACUUUACAUUGGCUCGCAGGACAACCCCGACUAUCUGGGUCCUGCCCCCUUGGAGGAGAUAGCCAAUCAGAUCGUGGGCUCCACGGGGCCCAGCGGCCAGAACACGGAGUAUCUCUUUCAGCUGGCCGACGCCGUCAGGAACAUCCUGCCCGAGGACAAUGACGCGCACUUGUUUCGCUUGGAGAGGCUCGUACGCCAGAGACUAGAGGAAGACUGCUCCCCCAAAUCAUCAUCCUAAUUAGAACAAAUUCACCAUCAGCCAUACAGCUACGUGUUGUGAAGUGAACUGAAUUGAGUUCACUGUCACGUCUUGCAUUUUUCCUCGGAAGCAAAAAAAAAAAAUCUCUUGAAAUACUUGUUGGGUUACUCAUAUCUCAAGGCACUACUGUAUUAUAUUUGAUUAUCAGUCUCAGGGUUUGCAUGUGUUUUGUAAUGGUGGCAAAUAUAGAGCACACAGUAAAUAAACUACCUGAACGUGUUCUUGAACAAAAGGAAGUGCCGCACCUAACACUUCCAGUGGAGAAAGCGGUGCAAAAACACAAACCGAAAAGAGCAAAAAAAAAAAAAAAAGAUGUGGCUGCCCCCCGAAAGGGUAAUGGAUUGCUAGAAUUCAUUGUGCCACACAUGGGUUGGCAGGGGGAGGGGGUGCGGGGGUUCUUGAGUUAACCAGUGAGUACAAAGUUGAUUUGGCAACAUAAACUGGUCUGAGCACAUAUUUAGAGUUAAGUAAUCACUCAUGUUCCUGUGGGUUUCAACAGGAUGACACAAGUUUGUGAACGGAGCUUUGAGUGUUUGUUCAUACAUGCAAAACAAUAAAUUAGCCUUACCUGGA
Molecule: messenger RNA, 1378 nt
Organism: Hippocampus comes (tiger tail seahorse)
Lineage: Eukaryota; Metazoa; Chordata; Actinopteri; Syngnathiformes; Syngnathidae
Gene: chac2
Product: ChaC, cation transport regulator homolog 2 (E. coli)
Exons: 3
Coding region: 224-784 (186 amino acids)
Biological process (GO): glutathione catabolic process
Cellular component (GO): cytoplasm
Molecular function (GO): glutathione specific gamma-glutamylcyclotransferase activity
Source: RefSeq, a predicted model, not a curated record